Molecule: messenger RNA, 1612 nt
Organism: Opisthorchis viverrini
Lineage: Eukaryota; Metazoa; Platyhelminthes; Trematoda; Opisthorchiida; Opisthorchiidae
Exons: 3
Coding region: 87-1091 (334 amino acids)
Source: RefSeq, a predicted model, not a curated record
CAAAUUCAGACUUCACCAUGUUGGAUUAAUUGGUCUGCUGCAUCUGACCUAUAAUUGCUCUACUACACUUCAGCCAUAUUUGAUUAAUGAAGUGUCCCCUGGAUAGUGUGAAUGAAGAUGUUCAACAACUCAUUCUGAGACUGAAACAACGCGAAAGUACGAUCGACGGUUUGUGCAAUGAGAUUGGUCAGAUUCAAGCGCAGUUAUCCAACAUCCGACAGUAUCAAAAAGAGAUGAUGACUUUGUACAAGAUGUCAGGUCGUUUGGCAACCACAUCAGGCACUCGUCCGUUGCACUGUUUGUCAGUGGAGAACAAGGAACUAGAACAGCUACGUGUUGAAAAUCAGGUCUUGUGUGAUUCACUGGAUGACCACGAGAUCGCCAUCGAUGUUGUGAUGAACAAAUAUCGUUUACAGAUAUCAAAUUUGGUGCGAGGCAUUCACACCGAUCAGCCCUGUGUAUCGGAGGACUGUCGAAAUGACCUAUGUGGGAAACGUCCCGAACUAGCCUUCAAUCAGGGAUUUGCGCAGGCUCACCUGACAGAAGCGCGAUAUCAGAGCAAGGAAACCGAACUGCCCGAAUACGAUUUUCUUGCUAAAUCUUUGCUCACCGCACAGAUGAGCAAACUGACUUCAUUGGCCAGGGAUAUCUGUGAUCAGGGGGAUGCCUACUCCGCUCAGCUCCAAACGGAGUUGCAUCGUUUAAGGUCCGAAAAUGCUGGCCUGCGUGAAGUUUUGAUGAUCUCUUCGGACUUCCCUGUGGACCAGACUGACGCCAUUGAGGUUGCAACUCCUGUUGAAUUAACGGAAUCUGAAAGCCCUGGAUGCCGCCAGAACAAACUAGCCAUGCGUGCCAGUCUCCCUUUAUCAUCACCUGGUGCGAACAACUUCACUUCUGAUCAGCAACCAAAACCAAUUCACACAGGAGGUCCGUCCAUUACGAUGUCUACCUUGGGUGAACUCACUACUUACGAGGCUGUUGAGCGUGAGCAAUACUGCACCGGUGACCGUUUAUUUGGACGAAGUGAGGAUGUGGAGGAAGAUGACGAUGACGAUAUGACUGUUGCAGAUGGCAGUGAAAUUGUCGAUUAGUUCCUUAGUGUGGACAUGCUGCCACGUUGUAUACCUAUUCGGCUGAUACCCAACAGAAAAGUACUCAACACGCACAGCAACUCUGCUGUUUCACCGGAUGCUUUCAUUUUGCGUUUGUUGCUUCGGUACGCAGACCCGUCUCGAAAAGAUAGACACGCCUCGUUUGAAGGGGUCCCCAGCUGUAUCAGUGGCCCAGCUUGCCAUGUACUGCGCCAUUAAAGUGACAGGACUGUAACAAGUUCCUUUUCGUCUCGCUUUGUUUUCAGUUUUACUGUCCCACUAUCCUUCGAACGCCCACUGUGUACCAUCCUAUGAUCUCAAAAACUACCAUUGGUGUUUUUUAUGGAUUAUACGUACUCGUACUAAUCCUAAUCUCCAUCACCCCAAGUCAAUAUGGUUAUUUUUUCGUUUGAUAUGAUACGUGUGGUGUUUGCCCAAGGUCCUGUUCGAAUUGGAUGUGAAUCCUCUCUUUUUGUUUGUACAUUUUGAAAGCUGGAUUAGACAUGUCUGCAAUAUCAACA